This is a messenger RNA of Ostrinia nubilalis (European corn borer), 525 nucleotides long. RefSeq lists its product as uncharacterized. Bases 71 to 313 code for a protein of 80 amino acids. Lineage: Eukaryota; Metazoa; Arthropoda; Insecta; Lepidoptera; Crambidae. The transcript is spliced from 2 exons. The record is from RefSeq and is a predicted model, not a curated record.
UGCGAGUACAGUACAGUGCAGUCAGUGCAUCGUCGCCUCUUGUCAUUACCGCAAACAAACAAACUCUACAAUGUACAAGCUGGUUUUCUUCCUCGCCAUGAUCGCUUUCGCCAGCGCUGGUGUCAUCGCGCCCGUGGUGCCCGUGGCCCACCCAGUGGUGGCCCACCCCGUGGUGCACCCCGUAGCAGUGUCCCACUCCGUAGUCCACCCGGCGCGCGUCGUAGCGGCCCCCGUAGUCGCAGCGCCCGUAGUCCACUCGGUCCACGCGGUCCCACUUGUGAGACACGCCCCGAUCAUUGCGGUCCACCAUUAGAACGAAAACUUCAGGAAUGUUAGAUGUUCUUCUUUUGUUUGAAAUUGGUUGACAGUUAAAGUUUCAGGCUUACUUUUUUGUUUGUGUUUUUAUUAGCAGUUUUUUAUUGCAAUUGAUUCAUCAAUUGUAGCAUUUUUACGUAAAUUACGUAUUUAGAUACUUCUUUAGGAAGAUGUAUGUACAAUAAAAUGUAUAUGUUUGAGAAACACUUA